AUGAAAAAAGAAGUAAGCGGAAAGAAAUUCCCCCAACUCUUUACAGACGGUUCUGGCCUAGAAGAAGGUAAAGGCAGCGCAAUCAAUAUCUACCUAGAUCCCAAUUCGACAACAGAACAGAAGUUCCACCUAGAUCAACAAAAUAGUGUAUUCCAAGCGGAAUCAGUAGCGCUCCUUGAAGCAAUAAAAUACAGCAUCACAAACUCCCUAAAAGCAGCACAUCUUUACAGACAGUCUUUCAGCGAUGCAUUCCAUCGCAAACUCGCGCCACCGAUCAAAAUUAAUCCAGGACAUUACAAAAAGAACUUCAGCAUCAGAAAAUCAACACUUCUUUGUCACUUGCUGAAAGCACAUGCAGGGACAAAAGGCAACGAGGAGGCUGACAUCCUAGCUAAAGAAGCAGCUAGGGUUCAAAAUGCACAAAAUUUAUCAGUACCGUGGCCUGGCUCGCACCUUAAAAAAAUCAUAACCAUCAAAUCUAAAGUUGAAUGGCAGAACUGGUGGGACAACGCCGAACAAGGAAGAAGGACUUAUCAGUUGUUCUCAAAAGUAGGCACAGCUUCCAGUUUAAUAACUAGGAGAAAUAACGUGGUUCUUUUCCCACGUUUAAGUUACAAAGUAGAUUUCGGGGAAACAGCAUGCUUAGUUGACGGCUCCCAUACAUCGACUGAAGGCUAG
Stegodyphus dumicola is the source of this 678-nucleotide messenger RNA. RefSeq lists its product as uncharacterized. The record is from RefSeq and is a predicted model, not a curated record. NCBI's taxonomy places the organism in Eukaryota, Metazoa, Arthropoda, Arachnida, Araneae, Eresidae.